AUGAAGGCACAGUGCGUUUCCCUCUGCCUCCUGGGUGUGAUGCUCUUUCUGUACUCAGCACACGCCCGAGGUCUCAGAAGAUGUCUGAUUUCCAUGGAUAUGCACCAUAUAGAGGAGAGUUUCCAAGGAAUCAAAAAUACCAUUCAAGCUAAGGACACCUUCCAAAAUGUCACCAUCCUGUCCCCAUCGGAGACCCUGCACAGCAUUAAGCCCUUAGAUGUGUGCUGUGUGACCAAGAACCUCCUGGCAUUUUACGUGGACAAGGUAUUCAAGGACCAUCAGGAACUGAACCCCCAAAUCUUGAGAAAAAUCAGCAGCAUUGCCAACUCUUUCCUCUACAUGCAGAAGACUCUACAACAAUGUCAGGAGCAGAGGCUGUGUCACUGCAGGCAGGAAGCAACCAAUGCAACCAGAAUCGUCCACGACAACUACGCUCAGCUGGAGGUCCGAUCUGCUGCCAUCAAGUCCCUGGGCGAGCUUGACGUCUUUCUAGCCUGGAUUGACAAGAAUCAUGAGGGAACUUCCGCUGCCUCCAGACAGGAAACCUAA
Messenger RNA from Hippopotamus amphibius kiboko, 549 nucleotides. It is a transcript of the gene IL19, whose product is annotated as interleukin 19. The record is from RefSeq and is a predicted model, not a curated record. NCBI's taxonomy places the organism in Eukaryota, Metazoa, Chordata, Mammalia, Artiodactyla, Hippopotamidae. Bases 1 to 549 code for a protein of 182 amino acids. The transcript is spliced from 5 exons.